Pocillopora meandrina is the source of this 15505-nucleotide messenger RNA. Lineage: Eukaryota; Metazoa; Cnidaria; Anthozoa; Scleractinia; Pocilloporidae. The record is from the annotation of a GenBank genome assembly.
CACUGGUCUAAAUGGGAUCCACUUGUACAAAAGCUCAGAGAACUGACCAAAACAGCAAGUACAGCCUCCAAAAUCGAGCAGAUGAUUCCUCAGGUAAGGCCAUGUUUUCAAUGUGAUUUCUUGUUCAUUUUACAAAGCUGUCACUCCACUGGCAGGCGCCGAAGCCAGUUUAUUUAUAAAUACAUGAAAAAUGUAUUGUCUUUCAAACGAAUGCACGCAUUACAACUUCCCACCCAAUUUUUAAACCCGGUUAUCAUUAUUGUUAUUAUUUUUUUCAAAGAUUGCUGUUGUUCUCUCGAAAGGAGCACUAAAAGAUUUACGAUUCUAACUCGCGUUCAAUGGACUGGCGAUUUGAAAUUUGUCGCAAGCUCCUAAAAGUCAGCCGCUCUUUAGAUGCGCUUAACAUUUGCAUUCAAAAUAUUUUAUGCAACGAAAAUUUCUUUUAUUCAUUAGUGUUGUAUUUUUCAUGUCUUGCUAAAGAAGUUUGAUGUUCAUCUUAUCACUCGCAAAACCGGGACGCGAUCGAAAUAGCUUAAACAUAAGAGGCGUCCGUACGCAUAGAUCACGGGCGACACACACAUGUAUAUUUCUUCAAUCUUCAAUUAUUCACCUGCACUUGUCAAUCUACUUAUUUCUUCGGUUAAGCUUUUUGCAUUAUCUACCAACAAAACGCUGAACAAAAAGGUUUCGAAAGAGCUUAGGAAAAAAAAGAAAAGAAAACGCGCAUUCGCCACUUAACUACGCUUCCGUGAGGACAUUUGUACAUUUUUUUCUUAUUAAGAAUUUUUAACCCCAAAAAAAGUGCGCGACAUCUUUUUCAAAUUUUACAUCUUUUGAAGAAGGAAACUGAUGCAUAAAGAAGACCAUGCUAAUUAGAUCUUUGCCGGGCAAACAAUCCGCUAAUUACAAGAACUUUAGUGAUCAGCGAUUCGGCCGGUGCAUGCGAUUCGCUACGCGCGAAGGCAAGUUCUCCGCAAGCAUGUUCCGCAAUCGCGCUUUUGUAGACAAAAGGGCGCCAUUGCCAGAAAUCUUGAACCCACAUCUUAGGAAAAUCAUCCCGAUCACAUUAAUGUAGCGUUUUGACUUUACAAAUCGGCCACCGCGCGCAAUUUGUUGUCGUUGCAAGGAUUUCUUCUGAACCUUGACGGUUUACAAGUGAUUCCGGCGCACGUCGAAACGCAAUGAAAUCCUCGAUUUCUCGAAGCCGCAAAGUUCGUAUCUUGGUGAAACCAGCUGGACAGAAGAAACGCGUCAAAUUCGGUAAGUUUAUAAACAGAUAAAUGACCCGCUAGAAGAUCGAGUUUAGUUCUGACAAAUAAUAUUGCAAGUAAGUGGAAGAGUCGGUUAACCACUGUUUGUUGUUAUUUCCUGAAACAAAUUUUCUACAAUCAGGCCGUGCAUAAUUCGUAUUUUGGAAAAUUUUCUCUGACGUACAUUCACCAAAAACAUUAAAUAGAAAUUGUUGAUUUUAAUGACACACAGGUGAAAGGGAAGUCGAACUGACGUUGUUUUAAACGAUUCUGUUUUUGCAAAGAUUCAUUUGGAUUUUAUAGUUAAUGUUUUGGCCUCCCGCCUAGCAAAGUAGUGAAAUUGUCGACUUUCUUCGGUGUUUUAAAGAUUUUUAGAUUAGCAUUCAGCAAAUUGUUACAUACGUUAUAUACUUUUAGUAUUUGCGCAGGUAAAUGUAAAUACCAGAGAACGAUGCAACCAUGAAGAAAGCGUGAGCCGUUCUUUUCCAUUUUUGGAAUAUUACAAUUUCUUUCCUGACGAAUUGCAAUACUCCGCCUGGUUCUGCCUUAAGAUAUCAUUUGAUCAGCUCAGGGGCUAAAAUUAACCCACAUCUUUUUGAUAUGAAACGUUUCAAACCAAGGUGAACAAUGUCUUUCAAUAGGUUUUUUUUUUUAAUCAUAUGGAAGUGAAAAUCUUGCCUCACGUUGUCAUUAUUUCAUGAAGAUCUGAUAUCACAGACUUCGCUCCAUCUUCAAGGCGUUUUUUAUAACGGACCGAAGUUUCACUACGCGAUAGUAGUUUUGCUUUUUGUCGGCUGUAUAAGUCAAUUUGUUUUAAUCUGAAUUUGCAUAAAGUGGCCUUAAUUACUUUAGACUCUGAACAUUUGGUGAACUUAAUAAAUUAUUUUUUUUUGUAGGCUCGCUUGACUGAUACCCACUUCAUACAACAGUUUUUUUCAUUUGCCAGUACGCGAAAUUUCUAGCGGUCGUUGAAAUUUCAAACAAAUAUGUUUUAAAUCUUAUAGAAUUAUCAACAUCCCAGUGAAGCCGCAAAAUCUGUCUUAAAGUUGAAUAUUUUAAACUGGCCAAGGAAUAUAUUUUAUAGAUAAGUUUGGGACUAGAAAACAUCGAUUGACUGAUGCUCUUCAAAUUCUCAUCACAUAAAUGGUUAAAAUCUUUUUGAUCUAGUGGGGAGAGAUAACAUCGAUCACAACACUCGAUGCAUGAAGAACUCUGAAAUGGCGUCUUCGCAAAAGAGCUUUUAAUUGCAUCUGAAUAUGAUUAUUAAUUACAGAAAUCUGGCUCGUUGAGAAAACAAAAAUAAUGUCGAAAAGUAAAAUAUUAGAACAUAUCUUUACGAUAUGAAACAAUAUCUAAGCUUUGAGAUACCGUAUCCAUUUUUUCCACUCUUGCGAAAUAUACUACAUGCUAUUUGAGAAUUUACGAUCAACGUGUUUGGUUUUUAUCUAUUAUCUUUUCAAUGCAUAUUCUUCAUUUUAUCGUUAUCAAACACAGAGUUCUGCAUCUCUAGUGUGGGGAAAUGUAGGCGAGACCAGACCAAGUUGUAAUGACAAACAUGUGUCAAAAAAGAAGCGUUAUGUAAUUCCUGUAGUCCGGUUUCAAACCACUAAAUACCGGCUGCAAGCGAUUAGAGGCUUAUUUUAAUGCAGAAGCCUUUUUGUACAGCGUAGAUACCGGGCAAGCAAGCGAAAUAUAUGUCUCCAGGCUAGGGCUCUUCAAUAGCGCCAGUUGCAUUCAAUGUAUCUAUGGCAACCUGGCGCGCUUGAAAGUGCGUGUGUUAAGUAUCCAUCUUUUCCUCUCUGUUAGAUCACUUAAUAUUUUCCAUAACUCCACUCAUUUUAAGGAGUUUCUACUUUCAAGGAGAAUGGGAAAUAUAUUUUCCGAGGCGCAUAUUUUCAGUUAAGGUCAAGUUCAGCGACCUUCCUUGAUUGUUUCCCGUAUUUCUUCGUCAUUAAUGUAUGUUGCUUACAAUUUGUGGCGCCAGGAAAGUGCACUUAAAAUGGAGAUUUGCCAAGGAUACGCAAACCAGAUCUUAAGAGCUCUUUAAGUUACGACCAUUAACAAAGGUGCCAAAAAAUGAGUUAAAAUGAGAUAAAAUAAGAUAAAACAUAACACAAAAGAAAACGGAGCUUUACAUGAUGCGUGUAAUCCUUAUCAAGUCCCACUGCUAAUUCUGAGAGGGUUCUGGAAAUGCUUUGUAAAUAAUUGUUUCUUCGGCUUUAAAUAUAUUGCAUUUGAAUUUUUUUAUGGUGUGCAGACCACUUUUACUCUGUUUUAUGAGUACGUUGUGCCUUUUAAUUUCUUAUUAAAACACUGAUUAGCUUUUAUUUUUUCCUGGCUUCUCGUGUUUAGCAGAUACAGUACAGCCGCAUAUUCACGUGACGUCAGUACCAGUGGACUGCGCAUGCGAAUCCAACUGCAAUGACAACGAAGUGUGUAAUAACUGUGAUGGUUACUCGACGCACGAUCCUACCAGCUAUUCUUCAGAAAAAGCUUCAGUUCUCGCCGUGUCAAGGUAAUAGGCGCAAAGUUUAACUCGUUGAUCCCUAAGAGGGACUAGCAUCUAAUUUCUCCUUACAAUAUACAUUACACAUUUAGGUCAUGAGAAUAAAGGAAAUGAUCACCAACUAAAGAUGCUCUAGAUUGUUAAACAAAUUCUCCUCGUCAGCACCUAAGGAAAUGUAUAGCGAAGAGAAUAAGCUAAUUGAUGUUGGAGUGUAAAGUGUGAACACACGAGGUCAAAAUAUUAAAAAAUAUAUUUUAUGGAAAUUUCGCAAUCAAGCCAAUUAUCUCGUGAAUGUAAAAAGAAUCUGGGAGGGCACCGCUCUGGCUCCAACUCACUCCGUGAUUGGUCUAAAAAAAUUCGCACUGGCCUAUCAACCAAUCAGACGUGACUCGGUGGUUCAAAUUUUCCCGCCUUGAAGGAAGUUGGAUGUUUUUACUCUAAAUUCUCGUGGGCUGCUCGCGAUAUGAACUGUUGUGCUGCUUGGCUCUUGUUAUUUCUUCGGUAUUGGUUUUUACGAAAUUAAAAAGAUAACUUGAUUUGUUUCAUGUUGAUUAGGGAAGCAUGAGCCUGUCCCUGUCCUCUUCACAAAAAACAUAUUUGUUAAGUUAGAUUUUCGAAUAGCCGCGACGAACUGCCUCAAAUGUUUUAAUAUAUAUAUAUUUUUGCAAAUUCAGCGUAGAAUCCUCUAAGGAUUCCCAUUUUUACGGCUGAAACAAAUGUUUUUUAUUGAAGAAGUGGUAUUUUUCUGCGUUCAUUAGUGGUAUAAGAGAAGAUAAAGUGUGUUUGUUUUUGUUCAAGGUAGCUCAAAAUGGCUAUUGUAUAUCUUUGAUAGAUUGAUACUAAAAGACUUUUUUGUGUGUGGUCCUCAGAAAUUGUUAUCGCUAUGGUCACUUAAGAUGUUGAAAAUAAUAGUUUUAACAUGGCCAGAAAUGAUUUGGCUUUUUUUUUUCUAUUUUUUUUUUUUUCGAUAAAAUAUUUAAGGAGGCCGACGCAUAGUGUUGAGGUUACACCUGUUAAAUAAUUGAUGUCUAUAGAUGACGAGAGCAAUUUGAGCCACUCUUCAACUCAAAUAUCUCCACACCAUAUUGCCUCCUUGAGAUAGGAAAUCACAUUGCUGCUUAUAAUAAACUAAAAGGGAACAAGGGUAGCUACAGAUGGAGAAGAUUGAAACAGAUUUCAAACAACGAACACAACAAAGCAAGCUACACCGUGGCGUAGGUCAGACCCUCUUUCGCGCCAAAGCACACAACGCACGUCACGUAUUGAUUCAAUGUAUCGCUGUUGUGUCAACAAACCUUUGUCAACAGCUUCUUUUCUUGAGAAGCGAAAGCCAAUCUGGCAUAAAUAAAGAAAGAAUGAACAUAGACACCAAAGGUUACGUCAAACGAAUAAUCGUCAUAAAAAAAGUUUACUUUCAAAGUAAAUACAUCUUCGUAACAACAUUCAGAAACUAUCUUCGAGGCGCUCAAUUGCGUACAUUUCAACCGAAGGAAAAGCCUCUUCAGGUAAAGAAAUAUACAGUAAUCUUAACGAUGAAAUGUCGGAAGAUCAUUUAUGACCUAGUCGUACACAAUGUCUCGAUUACAGCUCGGUACGGUAAUAUUUUGAAUUGGCAAUUCAUCUUGGUCAGCCUUGUAGCGUAACUUUUAUUUCAGCGUUCAAUGUAGAUAAACUUGACAGUAUCGCGUCGAUUUGGAUGACUAAGAAUGCUAAUUUUUCAGGUCUUUUUCUAAGUGCCUGUCAACUAAACAGGUUAGGUUUCCGAGAUCGCAGCCAACCGCUUUCAUUCCUUUGUAAAAAAUUUGAAGUGUCCAUUUGAGUCGCUCGGUUGGUUCUGCUAUCGGGACCGAUAUUUCGUUUACCAAGCUGGACAAUCUCGCUUGCUAGAACCUUACUGUUGUUAUUGGAUGAAACUUGAAAGGUCACAGCUUGUUUACCUCGGAAACCGAGCAUCACUACUUAUUGGCACAGAAACCAGGCUUAACUGAUACCUUGGGGAGGCGAGAUGAAAUUUAUCCUUUGAACAGAAGACAAGACUCGUCCUAUGAGCCGGGUUAGACAGCGGGGUACCGGACUUGUUUCAAGAGGCCCUUGGUAGGCUGAUUGUGGUAACUAGAUCCCUUAUGUUGUGUUUUGACAAAAGAAGGUGCUCCGUAAGUGGUUGCCUUGCUGCAUAGGUUGUGUUAUACUCAAUCUUGUGAAGCGAAUACGCUAAGUGAAAUUUAAUGAGGUUGUCCGUGUUCUGCUGAACGCGGUGUUCGAUCUUGUUUUCUUGAAGAUGGUGUAUGUUAAAACUCAGUAGUGACUCUCUAUACAUGUCAUUCGCGCUUCUGGGAAUUUCUACUUUUUAGAUUGAAUUCCUUAUUUCCUCUUCUGUCUUUCUAAUGGGCCCUCUAGGCAACAAUAGCUAUGAAUAUUAUGACUUAAAACUAUCCAUUUCUUAAAAGCUUAGAGCUAAUUUAAAUCCGUUGCAAGAAAAUCCACGGUGUGUGUUCUUUCUUAUCCUUAACCUGCUGCAUUCCGAGGGAACAAUUAUCGUGCGUAAAAAAAAUGACUGCUACGGUUCGGCACCCUCAAAAACUGCUAGCUCGUAUCGUUUUCUCUGUCGUUCAUUUCAUGUCGUUCAGUCCUCAAUUUCUUCUGUUGAGAUUGGAAAUGCUUCGUUUGCAGGAUUCGGGACUCGUGCAGUAGCAUCUGAAAUCCAUGAGUAACUCGUCUCUUCAAACGCUAACGAAAUUCCUUAUGGUCCUGUUUCUUAUUAAGAAGCGUUUACAUUAAGUGAAUACACCUUUAGUCAGUGAUAUGUCACAUUUUUAGGCAGUUAAUAGUAAUCUAGGUCAAAGUAACUUCAAAAGGAUGUAUCGGAAUUCUGCAGUACUUUCUCGAGAAAACCCAACGUUUUUUUCGAUAACAAAAACGCCGCAUUUGCCUUUUCCUAACCACGACAUGUCAUCAUAGAUUUGAAGAAUGCAACGCGUUUAUUUUUCACGCGCAAUCACAUAAACGAGAAUAUGAAAAUAAAAUAGAUAUUCAAACCAGAUAGUUUGUGUUGAUUGAAAUAUAUUUACAUUUAUAUUGAGCCAAUCAAUCAAACACGUUUUAACUACUAAAUAACCUGAAUUACAGCAAACCUCAGUUUUACCUUCAAAGGAGGAUUCAAAAAAAGUCAAAGCAACAGAAGCCAAGAUUUAUCGGCCAGAAAAUAGUUGUGUUUUAGCAAUUUUCGUAAAUUCUCAUGUGUAAGUGAUGUGCGUUAUGUCCGAUAUCACUAUGAGGAUCGAGUAAUGGUCGAAUGCCGAAGUUGCUAAAAAUAGUUGAAUCGUAAGAUCUUUAGUUUCUCUUUAUGUGUGAUGACAUUUGAACCAAGUAAUGACAUUUUUUGGCGCAUAAUAUUCUUUCUUCGCUGUGGGCCAAGUUUGCAGGCUUGAAUUUGCUUUUGACGUAUCCAAAAUGGCAUUGGCCAGUUAAGUAUGUGCUUUAAACUUUGAAACUAAUUUUUUUUUAUUCCGUAAAUUAUUACUACUUGUAGAGGAGUCGUUGUUGAUAGUCAACUUAACCACCUGCCUUUCUUGCUAAAAUAUGGUGGUUUUCAAGACUCUGGGCCGGUUAUUUACACUAGGUCUAGCCCAAACUGCGACUUUACGCAUGCAUUGGGCCUCAGGGAUACUUUUUAAGAGGGUUGACUUAAUUAAAUAAAUGUCUUUGCAUUGUUAGCCUUCGACCCCCGUGACACAGCUCCUAGAAAUAAAUGUUCAGAUAAUCGGUUCGGCUGAAUUGAAGAUGGCUGAGAACGCGGUUUUGUAAACAAAAGCUAAACUUUGUUUAAAUAACCGGCCCUUUGAGUUAAAAAAAGAUACAUUUGUGCUUCUGUCGUGCGUCUGUUCAGUAAUAGAUCACAAACGAAGUGAAAAUGUGGUAAGGAAAAAAAAAAAAAAAAAAAAAAAGCAUACGAGACACAGCCAAGUGUGUCUCUGAUGUUCGUGCCACAUAUUGACAUCCUCUGUGAUAUAUCACUGAACAGAGUCGCGGCAACGUGGAAUCUAUUAGUAGAUAGAAAUAAGAGACAUGGUAAGUUUUGAGCUCGGUAAAGAAAUAGAGAAAGAUGUUUUUUCGUCUUGUCACGAGCGUGGAACAAAGAAAAAAUGCUUAGUCCCCAUGUGGAAUCCGAAGAUCUGAGGUUCUAUUCCUCAUAGGAAAUCAGAAUUUUUUCUUUGUCUCACGCUCGUGACAAGACGAAAAAACAUCUUUCUCUAUGGAAUCUAUUUGUUUCAUAUGAUUAAAAAACAGAAUGUUAUUGUGUGCGUUUGUCCUCCGAUAGUUCAUAGGAAACAACCAAUCAAAAUACAUGAAUAAUUUAAGUCAUGAUAUAGAAAAUAAGUAUAAAAUCUGACCAAAAUGUCAUUUCUUUCUUUUGCGGAUCAUUUAGAUUGCGUGAAAUUAUGGAUCAGUUGGAUACCGGAAAGGGUUUAUCAGCUGCAGAUAUGAAACAGGAAUUAGGAAUCGCUGUCGCCAUGUUGGACAAAGCAUCGGUAGCAGCGACGCCAUUAAGAGAUUACAGGUAUGAAUCAAAAUGUUUUGUCCUUCGUUGUGACAACAAGAACAAGACAAUAUUUAUGCUUGCUUACGAAAUAAGAUUUUCAAGAGGGUCAGGAGAGAGAUAAGCCGCCUUUCUCCCCGCCUUCUCGACCCCAGACUUCCAGGAGUAUUUUCGAAACCAUCGUCACUCUCCAUUACGUUAUUGAUGAAGAGAAGCGCACAAGAGGGGAGAGGGUUUGUCGUGCUUAAGGGAGUUUUUGCUGGCUUUUGUAGGUUUUGAACAACACAACUUUAAACCUUGCGCGAAAAGAGUCCUUUCUAUUGUUAUGGAGAAUAUGUGUCAAUUGCCAUUAUUUUAGAACUGAGGAGUGUGGCUCUUUACUUUCAGCGAUAGAAGAGUUUAGAAAUGUUAUGCAUUGGCAAGCACAUCAUUAUUGGGAUGACGGAGUCACGGGGGAACUACCGCUUAGCUCUCUCCUCCUGAAUUAACUCUUGUGUAACUACUUUUCAGGGGGUCCACGAGUGCUUUGAGCGAGCUUGACGAAGAACUAGAGAGUAGCCUCUAUUCUGAUGACGUCAAUGAGGAGGUGCGGGAGUGGAUCGCUACGACGUUUGCGCGAAGCACUCCUGGCCUACGCAGAAAGAGCUUGGCCAGAAGGCAUACGUUUCGUAGCGUAGUACAGGCAGUAAAAGCAAGUCUUUACGUGAAAAGGUACGUUUUGCUUCUAAAGCCACUGGUUAAAUUUUGCGGACGGUCAAACGUGUUUUUGUUCGGGUACGACUCGUUCUCAGUUUGACGAUCAUGCAAAUCUGCUGCAUUCGUGUGCAGUACUCUUCUGACUGCCUGAUGGUUUGAUGCGUCGAAACUAUUCUGCAAUGCAGAUGUCUUAUGAGCGCGUUUAUUUGACUGGCAUGUUUGAUCUAGUAUUAAAGUGGUUGGAAGGGGGAAGGGGAACUAAUUUCUGUUGGCCCAUCCCCUACAAAUUUCCUUCUUUCUUCAACCUCCCGCUGCUGUCAAAAUGAAAGAUGGCAUCGAUAAUCAAGUUAUCACGAGAAAACACUGAGCUAUCACUCGCAAAGAUUACCUCGAAACGAGUCGGUUUGGCCAUAAAAAUUAGAAGCUGACUUCAAAUCUUUUUGGUAGAAAGCCUCACAUCCACAAUAUGGAGCGCAGGAUACAAACACAAGGUUUUUUUUUCUUCUUCUUUUCUCGGUAAAAUUGACUACGAAGUUUUAUGAAAACUGACUGACUGUUCCAGUUGAUCUCUUAAACCUCUCUGAGCGUUUCGAAAUACAGCCGCGACGUUUCUAUUCAAUGCAAAGUUUUUUUUUCUUUUUUUUUUGGCGGGAUAAAUUGAGACAUCACAGCGAGUAGGAAACCUGAGGCUAAAACUAAUGGAAAACUUUUGUCGUGUCUCAUUCCUGAUAGAAUUUAUCAAAAUAUGGCAGUGAAAUCGAAAUUUCAAGUUCCAGAGGAGGUUCAACAAUAUUUUAAGGUUAGUAUGCAAAAUUAUAAGAUGAAAAUUAAGGUUCAAAUGUAAAGUUAGUGUUGUUCUCAUCAAUAUAAACUCUACCAUCUUCUAUUCCCCUUCCGUUUCUCGCAACCUCAGGUUAGGCCCAUAGGGUAAUAGAAGUAUGCAGUGGGAUAUCAGUCUGUUUCGAUGUGGUCUUUUCUCGGGCGGACCUGAAUUAAACAGGAUUUACACGUUUUUGAAAGCCUUCAUUAUAAUCACUUUUUUUUCUGAUCAAAGGUUCGAUUACUUAGCACAUAUCUCAAUCGAAACGCGCCCCAUUCUCAUUUUAUAUCCCUAUAUAUUUUCUUUCUCUUUCUUUCUCCUUUUCAGAAUUUAGACAAGUGGACGUUUGAUCCGUUCUCAUUUAGCGACCUUACCUCUGGAAAUCCUCUCCGUUACCUGGGCCACGAAUUAUUCACUCGCUAUGAUCUCCUAGCAAAAUUUAAGGUGAGGUAACUUCUCCUGUAAAACUUUUUUAAAUUUAAAAUUUAAAACCUAUCAUGUUCUUCUUGAUCAUGUUCUUUUUCUGCUUGGUGUGAUAUCUUAACGAUUUUACCGACCCGAUACAUGUAAAUGUAAAAUCUCCCUGUUCGCGCCUUUUUUUUUUUUCGUUUUCUUAAUAAGCUCCCAAAAUGGCAGCAACUCCGCCCAGCCCCGCCCCGCCCAUCCUACAGUUUUCUAUGUGUUCUGAAUAGGCAAAAAGUUCACAGCGACGUCGAACUAAUGACUAAAUUAUCCGGAAAAACCCAGCAGGUUGUUUGGUGCCAGCUUCUUUUGAAUAGUGAGCCCCACAUUGUUGUACUGCAGCAUCACUGACAGUAUUAUAUGUAAAUGCAAAGGAUUUUCUAGGAAAAGUUGACAUAUUUACUUUUGUGAGAGAAGAAAGUUCGGUUGUCUACUGGUUAGCGCACCGAAAUCCUUAUCAAAAGGAUGUCGUCUAACAAAAUACAGGUGGGGAAAGGGUUGGGGGAAGCUAUAUGGGAUGAAGCAAUAUCCCUGUCAGAAGGAGUAGCAACGCUUUUCACUGCUUCUUGCUGUUCUUGGAAGUAACGGGCUAUUUCUUUCGUAACAGUCGACAGUAGGUUAUUGUAAACAGUUUUCAGCCUCUGGCAUUCGACCUAUCCCCUUUUCACAAAGCCUCUUCUUUCUUAAAGAUAACAUCUUCAACACUGGAUCGUUUUCUGGUAGCCAUUGAAGAUGCAUAUAAGAGACCUGGGAAUCGUUAUCACAACGAGUUUCACGCAGCCGACGUAGCGCAUUCGGUGCAUUAUUUCCUGUCACGUGUGGGACUCAUGGUAAGUCACGUCACACUUCCUGUGUACUUUACUUGUCACGCUUCAGACCCGAGACGAUACGAAUAAUCUCCUGUCUCGCAAUAGACUGAUGAUAAUUCAAGUAACGCCGUGCUCCUUCUCGUUAAAGGACGUGCAAAGCAACUGAUUGAACUAUCUUUUUUUUUUCUUUUAUGCCCUUUUAUUUCACUGAGCUAAUAAAGGAAUUGUGGGAUAUGAAGCAGCCUGAUGGUUGGUGCGCUGGCAGUCUGGGUCGAGAGUGUGGUCCCGGUUUAGACCUAGCCGGGUCAAGAUGUUGUGGUUUUGGGCAAAACACGUUACUUUCAAAGUGUCUUUCUCCCCCGGGAGUUUAAAUUGGUACCGAUGAAUUGUCAGGGAAGUCUGAGAAAAUGUUGGGGGAGUAACCUUGUGAUAAACUGGCAUCCCAUCCGGGGGAAGUAGUAAUACUCCUAGUCGAUUCAUGCGUUAGAAAUCUGGAUAAGCUCUAGCUGGAUGGGCCUUUUGUCAGACUUUACUUACUUUAUUGAUAAAGGAAUUCAGAACUUUUAAAAUUUCAUUGAUUAUUUUUCGCAGCACUGUAUGAGUGACUUAGAAAUAUUUGGAUUAUUACUCUCUGCCAUUAUACACGACGUGGAUCAUACCGGAACUACGAACAACUUUCACGUUAACGCCAGGUAUCUCGUGUGGAUCCGCUAUUGCAUUCAUACUCGGUUCUUUUUCAGUUAGGCAUUUAGCCUGUGAAUAGGCAAUAGUACUUCGGCCGCGGGAAAAUACGAGGCCUUGAGGGACGCGUUCGAUAGGUCUGCAAGGGAUCUAUCGGGCCCUUAUUUUUUGCGCUAGACCCCUAGCAUACCUCUCCCCGACUCCUCUCCGUCCAAUUUUCCCGCGGGCGGAGAAACGCGCGUCUUGCAACGCUAAUAUUUGAGACGUGCUUGAAGGCUAUAAGCCAUUGUGUUUUGGUUUACAUUUGGUAAAUAACGUGAUUUUCCUGAUCUUUAUCUUUCUCACUUAAUUGCUUUUAAGAUCCGACCUCGCACUGCUGUACAAUGAUCGCUGUGUGUUGGAAAAUCACCAUUUAUGCUGUGCAUUUACGCUUUUGAAAUCGGUGAGUUUAUCAAUCACUUCUAUUCCUUUCGAUCAAGGAACCAAUCAUUGCUUAGUGCCCCGGAAGAGGGUGGGGGUGGGAAAUCUUUAAAAUCGGUGAGUUUAUUAUCAUGAUCAAUGGACAUGGUGUCUCAGGGGGGACGAGGGGGUGAGGUGGCGGGGGGAAAAUCCGUCGUCGACAAUAAUGAUCGGUCCUUGAAUACGCCGCCUAUCUACUUUUGCGUCUUGUUCGUGCUCUUUUCUGGCCGGUGUGCCUAUGAACGACAACUCUUCUGGAUACGACUGAAAAUACGCACACACACACACAAAAAAACCUCCCCCCCUCAAAAAAAAGGGAAAAAAAUGAUUGUUGCCUUUAGGCUUUACCUGUAUUCAAACGACAUCGGUCAUUAAGAAUGCGCGAUGAGUGACACCUUCGUCAAUUGUGGAUGUACCCUUUCAACGAAAAACUAUUCAUAGCAUACAUGUUUAACACUUUGUCUCCUGAGAUUGAUUAGCAUCUGAUUUCUCCUAACAACAUUACCCUUAUAUCACACGUUGUGGUCACGAGAAUAAAGCAAAUGAUCACCAACUACAGAAGCUCUUGAUUGUUAAAUAAAUUCUCCUUGUCAGCACCUCAAGAAAUGUAUAGAGAACAGUAUGGAGAAUGUGCAUACUGAUGUUAGGGUGGAAAGGGUUAAUGAAUGGUUUGUUUUCAUCCUUUCUUAGCGAGAACUAGACAUCCUUGCGGGUUUGACAUCAGAACAGUACAGGUUCGUACCUCGACUACUGCUUUGUUGAUCUUUUUCGAUCCGUAGUAUUAUUGACCAAUGGUGAUUACGCAGUGUAACUGUUCGUUGCUCAAAACCACUUGGGUAUCACAAUCAAUACCAAACCGUGAACCCACCAUCUCACAUUAGAGCAAUUUUCUACGAAGUGUCGAAAGUAUUUUGGAUUACAUUGACCUUGCUUUACUUUGCUCUGUGACUGGUGCAGAAACUCGGCUCGUGUCACUCACUUAACCAAUCAAAUGAAAAACUAACAGCAAUCACGACUCGGUCGCCUCGUUUUCCCGCGCUUUACGUGGUUUGCUUGUUCCUAGUUUGGAUUCUCAUUGGCUCACUGUAUUUUCUUUUCUUCUGAUUGCGACACUCAUUCGGAAAGCGCUCAAUAAUACUUCGCUGGAAGGAUACAAGGUUGAUAUGUCUCAAACUCCAUACUUAACUUGACGAAUACCAUACCUAUCCACUUCUGACUUCCAAAUUAACGUUAUGAAUGACUUUUUCAGUGACUUACGUACCCUAGUCGUGGAUAUGGUAUUAGCGACCGACAUGUCAUCGCAUUUCGAACAACUCAGAGCCAUGAAAGCCACUCUCACAGUCCUAGGAAGGUAAGCCAUCUCGUCGUCUUGUAAAUUUUGGGGUAAUUCUAGAAUCCUUCAGUCUGUGAAAGGAAUUGGUCCACGUGAGGAUUGAUCUAACGCCUUCUUUCACGCGUAAACAUGGUUGCCAUAAAUUUAUAUUUUGCCACUUAAAUGUGUCAAAUCAGAAUCUAGACCUUAACAAUUUAUUUCCUUUUUCAUUCUCCAGUCAAGUAGAAAAGAGUCAGGCACUAGAGUUUAUUCUUCAUGUGGCUGACAUUAGCAAUCCGGCAAAGGACUGGGAACUACACCGACAAUGGACUUCUCGUAUCAUGGAAGAAUUCUUCUGUCAAGUGAGUGAAAUGCUUUUAAACUCCAACCUGUUAUAAAUCCUAACAUGUUGUGUUUUUUGCUUGUAUUUCCCAAGCAAAACACGCAGAAUAACUCCCAUUUAUUCAUCCAUUGCACACAAACGGUAUAAUUCUCGCUAUUAAUGAUGGGUUCUUUUUCCACACCAUAGGGAGAUCGCGAAAUUGAGAUGGGAUUGCCAAUUUCUCCUCUGUGCGAUCGCUCCGUCACUUGUAUUCCUGAGAGUCAACUGGGUACGCAACACAUGCAAAAUAUCAAUCAUUUGUCCCUUGCCAUUAAACACGAGGAGACAACUUGAUCUUCACACUGUGAGAUAAACUGUAGCUUAAGUAGAUUCGAAAAAUAAGUGUUAAAAGUAGUAAGGCUUGGACUGUGGUUAAACACGAUUUGGUCAUAUAUCUUUUGCGAGAAGCUCUAAACCCGCUAACUUACAUGAGCGAUUAAGACAAAUUUCUCCUUACAAUAUAUAGUACACAGGUGAUGGAAAUAAAGGAAAAUAUCACCUAGGGGUUUAUUAGUUGAUCCAAUACCAAAUUCUCCGAACUAGCAUCAUAGGAAUUGUAUGGCAGACAGUAGGAAGAGCUACCAAUGAGAUCUUGGUUGCAAAGGAGUCAAAACAACUUAGAAAUUAGAGAAAGGACCUUGAUGAAACUUGGUUAACUGGAAAUGACAGAUCUCUUUGCAUUUUAAACUUUACAAGAUUAAGUUAGUUCCACCUCAUUCUGUUUCUUCAGGUUUUAUUGAGUUUGUUGUCAUGCCAGCAUUUGACGUGUGUAGCGAGAUGCUGGACUUGUUACUGGAAACGAAGACAUCACAGGCCGCGGCAGAUCUUGGCAUAGAAGGAUUUGGAGGCAAGGAGAGGGCCUGGGUGGCACCUCUUGCUGAUAACAGGCGGAGAUGGAAGGAACAGUGCCAGUCCUCUGCAAGAGGUAAGCUAGAAGGGCGUGCACGAGUGUUUAAGCAGCCUAUUGUUUCCGACUGUUUUUCCUUUUUUUUUUUUUUUUGGUAGCUGUUGUUUGUUUGUUUGUUUUUUUUUUACGUAUACCUGACACAUUUUUUUAAAAAUUUAUCUAUUUUAGAGGGAAUGGGAGAAGCCCGCUCACCGUCAAAUCUGAGCUUACUAAGUCGGUCUUCAGUUGGCGUCACCGAAGAUGAGAACAAGAACAGACAGAGUCCAAGAAAUAGCAAGCCUCUCCUAACUCCAAUCAUCUCCUAACCUACCCUUCAGAGGAGAGGCUGAAGAAUCGCCUCAGGCCUCGAGCUAGAGGCGUGAAAAGUCCUGCAGUCGGCGUAUGCCUGAAUAUUGAACCAUUAAUGGAUAACCUUAUUUUUAUAUCUCUUGUUUUGGUUUACCGAAUCUGUAACCUAUCAUACAAAUUUCAGGUUGUGCAAUUUUUGCACAUGUCGCUGUCUGUUUUCAGCGGAAUUGCACUCUUAUAGAGGCCUGUGAACAAGGUGCAAUUUUCGGACUGUAGAGUCCCUGCGAUUUUGCCGCCAUAUUUUGGCGAGACCACAUGGUACUUAUCCUCAUUUUUCAUGGUGAACACCAAUGUAGCAGAUUAAAUUAAUUGAAAGGAGAAAAGUUGGGAGUGGGC